AUGAAUAUUCAGGACAGUAUUGGGUGGAGGAAUGUGGACAUCUUGUGUCCUAAUGGAGUCAAUAGAAGGACCAGCUUCACCCCUUUGCCUUGUAAGCAAUGUCUCAGAGAUCUGAUGGGCUCUUCACAUACAGUAGAAAAGCAAGGAUGCAGUUCAGGGAGUCUGCCUCCAAAGCUGCGUGAGUGGAAAAAGACAGUGGCCCAGCAGGAAUCCAUCAGGCAAGAGUAUUGCAGAAAAGCCUGGACAGUCAUGGUGCUGAAAGAAAUGAAGCCAUUUGAAUUUGAGACCCAAGAAGGAAAACAAUAGAUGUUUCACACUGCAGUGGCUAUGGAGAGUGCGCUCUUUUAUGUAAAAGUUUUCAAUAAAUAGCUGAAGGAUAAAUUCACUCCAAAAAUUAUGAUAUCAAAAUAUUAUUGGCAUAGUUGUUUCCUGGAAGCAAAUAGUGCCUCCAUUGUGUGUGAUGUUGAAUCUGACCAACAGAUCAGUGUCCCACAGCACAUUAUCAGAAAACCUGGUGAAACCCCCAAAGAUCGUAAGCUUCAAACUCAGCCGCAUAAAACAAUUGUGAAUAGGCUGUUUGUAGUCCAGAAGGAUAUAACUCUGGUCAAGAAUGAACAGGUUGAUGCUCCACCAGAAUUGGUGCUUUAUAGGUCUAACGCCCAAGCUGAGGCCUUCCAAAGCAGAUGGCAGUGCUCGCACUCACUGCAAGUUUAUCUCAUGAUGUAA
This is a messenger RNA of Lagenorhynchus albirostris (white-beaked dolphin), 726 nucleotides long. It is a transcript of the gene AIM2, whose product is annotated as absent in melanoma 2. Gene Ontology annotation, cellular component: AIM2 inflammasome complex. Gene Ontology annotation, biological process: activation of innate immune response; cellular response to interferon-beta. Gene Ontology annotation, molecular function: double-stranded DNA binding. Lineage: Eukaryota; Metazoa; Chordata; Mammalia; Artiodactyla; Delphinidae. The record is from RefSeq and is a predicted model, not a curated record.